AUGGGGUACUCCAGAGAUUGGAGUAUGCACAUCAAAACGGGUAUAGCGCUGUUCCUGGAUGCCUUAGGCAUAAUAUUCGCCAAGCCCGACAUCAAAAGUUCGAGCGGAAAGAUAACCCAGGAAGUUAUUGCUGGUGGAAAUCGGCUUCACAACCUAGCACAGCACAAUAUGAUUGCCCGGCAACUGUGUAUGCGGCAGAGCCGCCAGCUUCAUGCCUUCAACCGCCAGGCUCGGACUCUGAACUCGCUCAACCGAUUUUACUCAACUGAACCACCAGUCGACACCACACUUCAGACCCGUAUCCAGGAGCGUUCUGCUGAGAUCGAGUCCCGCUAUCAAAAUGAUGCCGUUCCCGAGAGAAUCUCGAGGAGGCGUGCCGAACAGUUAGCCUGGAAGGCACGAGGCGAACGAAGAUACAAAUUCCAAGACCUUGGCAGCAGCGUGACAGACGCCUACAAACCAGAGGAUAUCCUCCGGAACCCUCCUAAGCCUUCCGACAUUACCCUCGAACUGCUCCUUGCUUCUCAGACACACCUCGGACACUCAACGUCCCGCUGGAACCCCCAGAACUCGCGCUAUAUCUUCGGUAUUCGAGACGGCGUCCAUGUCAUCUCCCUGGACGUGACCGCGGCGUACCUGCGUCGUGCGGCCAAGGUGGUAGAGGAAGUCGCAGCCCGCGGCGGAUUGAUCCUUUUCGUCGGUACACGGAAGGGACAAAAGAGAUACGUGGUCCGCGCCGCAGAGAUGGCCAAGGGUUACCACAUCUUCGAGCGAUGGAUUCCCGGCAGUUUGACCAACGGACAGCAGAUCCUGGGCCACUGCGAGACCAAGGUCGUGAAUGCUAUGGAUGACGAAAUCCCCAAGUACAGGGAAGCUUUGGCCGACCGUUCGGUCCUCAAACCUGACCUGGUGGUCUGCCUGAACCCGCUCGAGAACGUCGUCUUGCUCCACGAGUGUGGCCUCAACAACGUCCCUACCAUCGGUGUCAUUGACACGGAUGCUGAUCCUACCCGCGUCACAUACCCCAUCCCCUCCAACGACGACAGCAUGCGUGCCAUCGGUGUCAUCGCUGGUGUCCUGGGACGGGCAGGAGAAGCUGGUCAACAAAGGAGAUUGGAGAACGCAAAGAACGGAGUCCUAACUUACCCACCCCUGACUCCUGGAGACCUCCUCUCCGAAGAGCGUCUGGCCGAGCUCGCCCAAAUCGAAGCAGGAAAUACUGCUGCCAACGCUGAGGCCGCCGAACUUACCAACAAGCUCGAUGAGGCCGUGCAGUCCAUCGAAACCGAGCAGCCCGCCGAACCCCAACCCGAGCCCCAGGCCAAGGCCCAGGUCCCAGAAACCGAGAAGCCCACCGAACCCCAACCAGAACAGCCUAAGGCCCAGGCCCAGGCCCAGGCCCCGGAAACCCCCGUUAAGGACCAGUAA
Molecule: messenger RNA, 1428 nt
Organism: Aspergillus bombycis
Lineage: Eukaryota; Fungi; Ascomycota; Eurotiomycetes; Eurotiales; Aspergillaceae
Product: mitochondrial 37S ribosomal protein uS2m
Exons: 3
Coding region: 1-1428 (475 amino acids)
Biological process (GO): translation
Cellular component (GO): mitochondrial small ribosomal subunit; ribosome
Molecular function (GO): structural constituent of ribosome
Source: RefSeq, a predicted model, not a curated record